Molecule: messenger RNA, 3555 nt
Organism: Gallus gallus (chicken)
Lineage: Eukaryota; Metazoa; Chordata; Aves; Galliformes; Phasianidae
Gene: CHDH
Product: choline dehydrogenase
Exons: 8
Coding region: 602-2437 (611 amino acids)
Cellular component (GO): mitochondrial inner membrane
Molecular function (GO): flavin adenine dinucleotide binding; choline dehydrogenase activity
Source: RefSeq, a predicted model, not a curated record
GACAGACUUUGCACGACGGCCGAAGAGCCCGACGUUCCUGCGGACAGCUGCAGGCCGCCUCCCCCACAGACCGCUCCCCCUGCGCGGGGCCGGGGGCGUGUGACGGGAUCCGGCUUCGGCCCCGCGCGCCUCCGCUGCAGGAACUACGUGAGUUGGGCCGAGAGGCUCCGAGCGGGAGCUCCGGGGAAACACGAGGUGGAGGGGGCGGCAGAGGGAGCGGGGCCGCGGGGGGAGGGUAGGAACGAAGUGGGGGGUUGAGGCCCCGCUGGCAGACCCCCACACAGGCGGCUCUGCGGUAAACACGGCCCCGAGGUGCCACGUCCCGCCGAACGGAGCAGGGCCCGCCGCCAGCCUUCCCUGUGAGGCUGAGAAGGAGCUCUGCGGGGCUCGAGCGGUUGCACGCGCCCUCAGGGCAUGGCCGUGCCGCGCCCCAGAUCUGCGGAGAAGUUUGUGCACAGAGCACGGAGUUCCGCCUCAGCCUGACUGGCUUCAGCUGCGGAAACUUCUCUCAGCACUUCUGUGGGUGGAUGAACUGGAAUGGCUGAAGGGCAAAACACUGGAUUUUUUUUUAAAUUCUGCAAGAGCAGUGUUAUUAGUUAAGAUGUCCUACUUAAUCAAUGGAGUUAAACAUUGCAGUCCUAUGAAUCAAAUGCACAAAGUUACAGGAGCUCUGUUUAAAGCAUGCCUAUUAAGGAACACAUGGCGCAUCAAGGAGCAACAAUUAAAAAUCUCACGUGCAUUGUCUCAGCUUAGUUCUGAAAAGGCAAACUCUUAUAAUUAUGUCAUUGUUGGAGCUGGAUCAGCAGGGUGUGUAUUAGCCAACAGGCUGACUGAAGACCCUCACAGUACUGUACUGCUUUUGGAAGCAGGCCCUAAAGACACCCUUUUAGGUAGUAAAAGACUACUGUGGAAGAUUCAUAUGCCUGCUGCAUUAACUUAUAACCUCUGUGAUGAGAAAUAUAACUGGUAUUAUCACACAACUUCACAGAAGCAUAUGGAUAACAGAAUUAUGUACUGGCCCCGAGGAAGAGUGUGGGGUGGCUCCUCUUCUCUCAAUGCAAUGGUUUAUAUUCGUGGGCAUGCAGAAGAUUAUAAUCGAUGGAGCAGAGAAGGGGCUAUAGGAUGGGACUAUGAUCAUUGCUUGCCCUAUUUUAAGAAGGCGCAAACACAUGAACUGGGGUCAGAUCAGUAUAGAGGUGGAAAAGGACCUCUUUAUGUGUCAAGGGGCAAAACAAACCACCCUCUUCAUCAAGCAUUCCUGGAUGCAACCCAGCAAGCUGGGUAUCCCUUCACAGAUGAUAUGAAUGGUUAUCAACAAGAAGGAUUUGGCUGGAUGGACAUGACUAUACACCAAGGUAAAAGAUGGAGCACAGCUAGUGCUUACCUUCAUCCAGCUCUAUCACGCCCCAACUUGUCAGUUACUGAGAAGACGCUUGUAACAAAAAUCUUGUUUCAAGGAACAAAAUCCAUUGGUGUUGAGUAUGUGAAAAAUGGACAAACGGAGAAGGCUUUUGCCAGUAAAGAAGUUAUUUUAAGUGGAGGUGCCAUAAAUUCUCCACAGCUACUUAUGUUGUCUGGGAUUGGCAAUGCAGAUGAUUUAAAAAAACUGGGGAUCCCUGUUGUAUGCCACCUUCCUGGAGUAGGCCAGAACCUUCAAGAUCAUUUAGAAGUUUAUGUCCAGCACAAGUGCACAAAACCUAUUACUCUAUACAGUGCACAAAAGCCAGUUAACAUGGCGAGGAUUGGUCUAGAAUGGCUUUGGAAGUUUACAGGUGAGGGAGCCACUGCCCACUUAGAAUCUGGUGGGUUUAUCCGAAGUCAGCCAGGAGUUCCUCACCCCGACAUUCAGUUCCACUUUCUCCCUUCUCAGGUGAUUGAUCAUGGUCGGGUUGCUUCCACAAUGGAAGCUUACCAGGUUCACGUAGGACCCAUGAGGAGUGCAAGUGUGGGCUGGCUAAAGCUGAAGAGUGCAGACCCAAAGGACCAUCCUAUCAUUGAGCCUAACUACAUGUCAGCAGAAAGAGAUAUUUGGGAAUUCCGCCAGUGUGUCAAGUUGACCAGAGAGAUCUUUGCCCAAAAAGCUUUUGAAAAGUUUCGUGGACCUGAAAUUCAACCAGGAAACAAUGUUCAGUCUGACAAAGAAAUAGAUGCCUUCAUAAGACAGAAGACUGAUAGUGCUUAUCAUCCUUCUUGCACGUGUAAAAUGGGUCAGCCUUCAGAUGGCACCGCUGUAGUUGAUCCCCAAACAAAAGUAAUUGGUGUUGAAAAUUUGAGAGUAGUAGAUGCCUCAAUAAUGCCCAGUAUAGUGAGUGGGAAUUUGAAUGCCCCUACUAUUAUGAUAGCAGAGAAAGCUGCAGAUAUAAUUAAGGGGCUCCCAUCACUUCAGGAGAAAAAUGUUCCUGUAUAUAAGCCCAAGACCUUGGAAACACAACGAUAAACUGUGUUGUCAUCCUUUCACAUUUUUGCCACUUACUUUUUCAUCUUUGUGUUUGUAUCUCAGAUUGGAAGGGCCAACAAGAUAAAUGCCGUAGAAAACAAAAUAUCAUCGUAAAGCAGCUAUUAAUUUGGUCCAUUCUGUUAUAUAAGAUUAGAUAAUCUUUUUUUUUUUUUUAAUCAAUUGACUCAAGCUGUUUAUUUUAGUUAGACAGGGAUAGAUUAGUGUGUGUUAUUUUGAAAGUCUUUAUGAUAUGUCUUAUUAUUUUAAGGAAGAAUUUUAACUGUUUUGAGAUUAUUAUCCAGGAUUACAGCUACUCAGUAAUUCCCACAUUCUGCAAAGUAAAUGCAAGCAUUUAUGCACUUAGAGGCCAAAGUAGUAAGUAUCAGAAUUCAUAGGAGAGACACUUAACAUGUCCAGAAUUUUUCAGAUGUGUGUUUUUUAUGGGAAGAAUGCAUAAUUUACAAAUCCCUACUAGAAGUUGGACUUUACCAUACUUAGCAGUCUUAACUUAGAAAAAAAAGACAUAAAAUACAUUUAUCAAAAACUAUUUUUUUCUAAUAAAUUCAGAAAUAGAACUGAUAUUUAUAAAAUAUAUUGGAAAGCUGAACUUUCCCCUUGCUUUUUUUUUUUUUUUCUCUCCAAGAAACACAGUAGAAUUCAGUUUGCAGUUUAAGCUCAUUUAGUUGUGGUGCUUUAUCUUGUACCGCAGUAAGGGAUCCAUACUCCCAGUAAUUUCCAUAAAGUUACUGAUCUUUGCUCAAAGAUGAGUGCAUGCAAAUAUACUCAAUGGUGCCUAACUAUCAAUCAAAAUUCAUUAAAAAUAUUUAUAGCUGAGGUAGCUUUAAAAUGGAAGUUCACUCAAAAUAACCACAUUAAAUAAGAUAUCAGUGAUAUGAGGGGAGAUAUUUUUUAAUUCAAAGGCAAACGACUUACUCAGUAAACCAAUGCUAUACUUCAGUUAGGACUUAAAUCUUUGUUUACGAUCUUCAGAUAUGUGAAGCAAAUACAUGAUCUUCAUGGCUGUUUCUGUGUGUGUCUAACUUACUGGUGCUGAACUGAAAAACAAAGAAACAAAAAUAAUACACCUAAAGAAAUAAAAUUCAUUAACUAGAACUAAA